GGGCCGACAGAAAAUGGCGAGUCUGUGCAAAAGGCAGCAAUGCACGGUAGAGAGGCGCGGCUUUCGGCAGGAACUUGACUCUUGGAGGCACAAACUCAUUCACUGUGUAGGCUUUGAAAGCAUCUUGGAAGGCUUGUUUGGGCCGGGACUAGUCAACGAUCUCACCCUGUUCCAAGACUGCGAGCCCGAGGAGGUGUCCGACUGGUCCUUCGAUGAAAACUGUCUCUUCUGCUGCUUAAGACGCGAGAAAGUCAAGGAGCACAGCAUAGAGAAAGGUGGAGGCAGCCAGGUGCUGUCGGAGCUGUCUCGGAUCAGCCGGCUGGAGAGACAGGCCCAAGACUUCCUCAAUGCUGUGUUACACAGAAAAGACCUCCAAAGUUUCUCAGAACCUCACAUUCCUCUAGUGGCUCGUGAGAUCAUGCAGCGAAUGAUCCGCCAGUUCGCUGCCGAAUAUACCUCAAAAACUACUCAGGACGACUCGCCCCUGCCCAACGGCACCAUGAAGGACCAAAGCCCGCCGAGAGCGGCGUCUCUGGCCGCGGCCCCCAGCAACGGUACGGGAGGUACGGCUGCUGCCUCUGCACAGAACCCUGUCCUUAGCAAGCUUCUCAUGGCCGACCAGGACGGCCCGCUGGACCUCUCUGUCAAAAAGAACGAGGUCGACCCCGACCCCAGCCAGCCGGAUGGCGUCCUGGACCUCUCCACCAAAAAGAAACACAGCCUCAAAACCUUCCCUGGCAUCUCCCGUGAGCCCAGGGCCAAAGGACGUUCUAUCAAAGUGGAACAUACCCUGCCAGAGGUGGAUGAGGACGGCCUGCUGCAGAGAAGCUUGCAGGAUGGACUGAGGGAGAACUAUGUCAACUCCAACUCCUUCAAGCCGCCAUUGGCCCGCUCGCUGCGUAUCAAGGAAGAGCUCCUCAGCCAGAAGCACCGCCUCCUGAGCCAGCCUGCUGCUCUUUCAUUGGCUAAUUUAGAGUCAGUCGGCUUGCUCAAUCAUGCGCAGUCCCGCUCCUUGCUUGGCCAGAAGGGUUCUUCCUCUUUCUGGGGAAGCAAGGCCCACCUCGAAAGCCUAAUGAAGCUAAAGCAGGCCAGUGGAGCUCUGAACGGGGCCCUCAGUGACCUCAAAGAUCUGCCGACAUUCCUGGAGAAUCACCACAACCACCACGGAGCCUUCUCCUUCAAAAGUCCCCUCCACCAUCACCACCACAAUCAGGUCUCCAAGGCUCAACACCACCACAAUGAGGGCAAGAGGGACCAGGGCCACUCACCUCCUGUCGACCUAAAGAUCCCCCAAGUUCGGAGCAUGGACCUCUCCUGGGACCCCCAUGCCACUGAGCUGUAUGGCUACGGCGCCAUGGGGGUUGGGGGUGGUGGCCAUGGGGAGAACAGCCUGAGCCGGAAGCUGAGAGCCAUCCUGCCCAAGCAGAACCGCCGGGGAGGAAGCCUUGGAAGCCUGCUGGAUGGGGCUGCUGACUACUGGAGCUCUGACUUGGAUCACUCCAGUUCCGGGCCAGCGUACUCCACCUCCGACGUGGAAGGGGACCCAAACUCCAAGCAGCCAAGGAAGAAGAGAGGCCGUUAUCGCCAGUACAACACAGACAUCCUGGAGGAGGCCAUAACAGUAGUGAUGAGCGGGAAGAUGAGUGUGUCCAAGGCUCAGAACAUGUACGGGAUCCCACACAGCACCCUAGAGUACAAGGUCAAGGAGCGCAUGGGAACCCUGAAGAACCCCCCAAAGAAGAAGCUCAAGCUGAUGAUGAAGAUGGAAGCAGGAGGCCAGGAUUUUCCUCUUGCAGAGUCAGAGAACUCGCUCACCGCAACACCACGAGACGACGGCCCGCCACUGGCAGCAGCUGAGCUCAAGGAAAAUGUAAAAGAAGAGAUUGAUGAUAAUUUCAAACCAAUCGACUAA
Cottoperca gobio is the source of this 1912-nucleotide messenger RNA. RefSeq names its product ligand dependent nuclear receptor corepressor (gene lcor). The transcript is spliced from 8 exons. Gene Ontology annotation, cellular component: nucleus. The record is from RefSeq and is a predicted model, not a curated record. The coding region runs from base 14 to 1912 and encodes 632 amino acids. NCBI's taxonomy places the organism in Eukaryota, Metazoa, Chordata, Actinopteri, Perciformes, Bovichtidae. Gene Ontology annotation, molecular function: DNA binding. Gene Ontology annotation, biological process: regulation of transcription by RNA polymerase II.